Messenger RNA from Trypanosoma cruzi, 665 nucleotides. RefSeq names its product multidrug resistance-associated protein, putative. Gene Ontology annotation, biological process: transmembrane transport. Gene Ontology annotation, molecular function: ATP binding; ATP hydrolysis activity; ATPase-coupled transmembrane transporter activity. The transcript has a single exon. NCBI's taxonomy places the organism in Eukaryota, Euglenozoa, Kinetoplastea, Trypanosomatida, Trypanosomatidae. The annotation marks the transcript as partial. Gene Ontology annotation, cellular component: membrane. The record is from RefSeq and is a predicted model, not a curated record.
CGGCCCCAAGGUGCUGCAACACCUCACUUUUUCAUGUAGAGGCAGGAGAAAAAUUGGCCAUUGUGGGGCGAACAGGUGCUGGUAAGUCGUCUAUUUUUCUUGCCUUGCUUCGUCUUGUAAAAUUGACGGAGGGAUACAUCGCCAUUGAUGAUAUCGACAUCUGUCAAUUGCCGCUGGAUGUCAUUCGUACCCGUUUGAAUGUGAUCCCACAAAAUCCAGUCAUUUUUCACGGCACACUUCGUAAGAAUGUGGACCCACUGGGUUUACACUCAGAUGAUGAAAUCCGUGCGGCUUUGGCGUGUGUCAACCUUGCCGAUCUUAGUCUGGAUUCCAACAUAGUUGACGGUGGCAAUGUGUGUGGCGGAAAGCAACAUCAAAUUGCAGUUGCCCGCGUGCUGCUCAAACGAUCGUCUCUUCUUCUGUUGGACGAACCCACAUCUCAGCUAAAUUCUGAGGCGGAAUCGUUGCUUUGGCAUGUUUUGGGCACCCACCUGAAAGACACGACGCUGCUGUGUAUUACGCAUAAACUAUCACACAUUGAUUUCUUUGACCGUGUGAUUGUUAUUGACAAGGGCCGCGUUGUGAAUAGCGGCCCGCCUUCGAUUCUUCGCCGUGAUGGUGCAUGGCCGUUUGCAUCAAACGAGGCCUCUUCCCCAUUUUCUUAG